This is a messenger RNA of Mercurialis annua (annual mercury), 2412 nucleotides long. RefSeq names its product monocopper oxidase-like protein SKS1. The record is from RefSeq and is a predicted model, not a curated record. Bases 284 to 2059 code for a protein of 591 amino acids. Gene Ontology annotation, cellular component: plasma membrane. Lineage: Eukaryota; Viridiplantae; Streptophyta; Magnoliopsida; Malpighiales; Euphorbiaceae. Gene Ontology annotation, molecular function: oxidoreductase activity; copper ion binding. The transcript is spliced from 9 exons.
GUUGCAGAAAUUGAAAGAGCAGUAGACUUGUAGCAUUAGGGCGUCGCCUAUUAUUAUUAUAUACGACCUUUCAUUAUUACCACCAAUAACAUAAAACGACCACCCCACUAACUCACUUCCACUCUCUCUCUGUCUCCACUCAACCACAACCCGCCGCUCAUUUUCCCCUCCGUCCCGUUCACACACACUCCGUUUCUCAUUUCCCGACUAUGUAAAAUCCCAACGGCAAACAAACCAACACUUAUAAUAUUUACUUACAUACACAGAACAGAACAGUCCAUCAAUGGCUUGGUUUGGUAUGGUUCGAUUCGGUUUGGUUCACAUUGCUCUGUUUUCAAGCCUCUGUUUUGCAGCAGACCCAACUAUCAACUAUGACAUGAAACUCUCUUACAUCUCCGCCUCUCCUCUUGGUGUUUCUCAGCAGGUUAUAGCAGUAAAUGGGCAGUUCCCUGGUCCUAUUAUUAAUUCUACUACAAACAACAAUGUUGUUGUUAAUGUCCAUAACAAUUUGGAUGAGAAUCUCCUAAUGACUUGGUCUGGCAUCCAAAUGCGACGGAAUUCAUGGCAAGAUGGUGUUCGUGGUACCAACUGUCCGAUUCCUCCGAAAAGGAAUUUUACUUAUAGUUUUCAAGUGAAGGAUCAGAUUGGGAGCUUUUUCUACUUCCCAUCUCUCAAUCUUCAACGAGCAUCCGGCGGGUUUGGUCCGUUUAUAAUUAAUAAUAGAGCCGUUAUUGCUAUUCCUUUUGCUCAGCCAGAUGGGGAAAUUAUACUUAUGAUUGGUGACUGGUAUAUAAAAAACCAUACGGCGUUGAGGGCUACCCUUGAUUCUGGAAAAGAACUUGACAUGCCGGAUGGAGUUCUGAUUAAUGGAAAGGGUCCGUUUAGAUACAACACAACGCUUGUGCCUGAUGGUAUAGAUUACGAAAGUAUUCAAGUCGAUCCAGGCAAAACUUACCGACUCCGUGUUCAUAAUGUUGGGACUUCAACUAGUUUGAACUUUAGAAUCCAGGGUCACAAUCUGCUUCUUGUGGAAACAGACGGACAUUACACAUCGCAACAAAAUUUUACUAGCUUUGAUAUACACGUGGGCCAAUCCUAUUCAUUUUUGGUUACUAUGGAUCAGAAUGCAACUUCUGAUUACUAUAUCGUGGCUAGUGCUCGCUUUGUGAAUGAAUCUAUUUGGCAAAGAGUUACUGGUGUUGCGAUCUUGCAUUAUUCCAAUUCAAAAGGACCAGCUUCUGGCCCGUUGCCAGAAGCACCUAGUGAUAUUUAUAACCAGUGGGCAGCAAUGACUCAACCAAGAGCCAUCAGGCAAAAUACAACAGCAAGUGGAGCUCGCCCAAAUCCCCAGGGAUCUUUUCACUAUGGUCAAAUCAAUAUCACUGAGACAUACAUUUUAAGGAGCUUGCCACCAGUUGUAAUUAACGGAAAAUUACGUGCAACAAUGAACGGGAUUUCAUUUGUUAAUCCUGAUACCCCAAUCCGGCUUGCUGAUUUGCACAAGGUGAAGGGUGCUUACAAGCUUGAUUUCCCUGACAAGCCACUUAAUAGGCCUCCUCGGAUGGACAUAUCUGUCCUUAAUGCUACAUACAAGGGGUUUAUCCAGGUCGUAUUGCAGAACAAUGACACCAAAAUGCUCAGCUUUCACAUGGAUGGGUAUUCAUUUUUUGUGGUUGGGAUGGACUUGGGAGUGUGGACUGAGGACAAAAGAGGUUCAUAUAAUAACUGGGAUGCUAUUUCUCGCUGCACAAUAGAGGUUUACCCUGGGGGUUGGACUGCAGUUCUUAUCUCUUUGGACAAUGUUGGAGUAUGGAAUCUUAGAGUAGAAAACUUAGACAGAUGGUAUUUAGGCCAUGAAACAUACAUGAGAAUCACCAAUCCUGAGGAAAAUGGUGAAACGGAGAUGGGCCCGCCUGCGAAUGUUAGAUAUUGUGGCGCCCUUCAAAGCUUGCAGAAGGAAUCAAAUCAAUCCUCUGCUGCCCCCGUUCUCGUAAACCAAUCGAAGUUGUUCUUCUCGGUACUGAUGGCACUCUGCAUUUCUCUUUUCAUUUUCAGCUAACUUUUGAUGCGUCUGUUAUUGAUUACAUCGGCUAGUUGUAGGUAUAAUGAUACUGUUGGGGAUACUUGUAAGUUGUAAUGCAUAGUUGGAUUAGCAUUUCAACUUUAGUCUUGUUGGUAGAAAAAAUUCAGGGUAUUGAAGACAUUCAAUUUGUUUUUUCUUUGAAAGAAAGAGAUUAAUUCGAGUUGGGUUGGUAUUUUUUUUGUCAAAGUUGGGUUGGUAUUAGGGAUCCAGCAUUUUGGUCUGUAAGUUACAAUUCAUAUACUCAUUCCUUGUCUUUUUGGUACAUUAUUCAGUUUUUUUGGAUAAUUGUAUAAACAUCUUAUAUCAGUUAAAUCAUGUUCAAUCUUUAA